AUGCAUCUUGCGCCGCUGGCGCUGGCACUCAGCACGCUCUUCAUCGACGGCUUGAGGACGGCAGCGAGGAGGCAGAAGCUGCACCCCAGGCAAGCCAAGCUGCUGGAGAAGCUGAGCGAGUACGAGAUCGUGACCCCUACCCGCGUGGACGAGUUCGGCGAGCCCUUCCCCACCGAUGUCCACUUCAGGAGGAGGCGGCGGAGCGCCGGCGCUGCCCCCGACGCCUGGACGGCGGCUGCUUCCUCCUCCUCCUCCUCUUCCUCGUCCUCCCCUGAGGCUCACUACAGGCUCUCCGCCUUCGGGCAGCAGUUCCUCUUCAACCUGACGGCCAGCUCGGCCUUCAUCGCCCCCCUCUUCACCGUCAGCCUCCUGGGCGAGCCCUCCGCCGAGCAGCGGCGCCUGUACGCUGAGGCGGCGGCGGACACGGACGUGAAGCACUGCUUCUACCGGGGGCACGUCAACGCCCGGCCCCGGCACACCGCCGUCAUCAGCCUCUGCUCCGGGAUGCUAGGCACCUUCAAGUCUGAUGAUGGGGACUAUUUUGUCGAGCCGCUGCUAUCGCUUGAACAGGAGUAUGAGGAAGAGCACAAUAAACCACACCUAGUCUACCGACACCGGACACCUCCAACCAACUCUUCAGGGGACAGGCAGAUUUGUGACACUCCAGAUCAUGAACAUAGUCACAAAAAGAACAAGCGGAAACACUGGAGAAAACAGUGGGUAGACAGCAGCAUAUUAUCUGACAUGGAGACGUUGAGGAACAGCCUGGAAGUGAAUUCAUUUUCUGCGGAUGGCAACAAGACCGGGACCAUCAGUGAAAAGAAGAGCCACAGAAGAACAAAGCGGUUUCUCUCCUACCCUCGGUUUGUGGAAGUGAUGGUGGUGGCUGACAGCAGGAUGGUCGCCUACCAUGGAGCUAAUCUACAGCACUAUGUCUUAACAUUGAUGUCAAUAGUGGCUUCUAUCUACAAAGACCCAAGCAUUGGAAAUUUAAUUAAUAUUGUUAUUGUGAAAUUGGUCGUGAUACAUAACGAACAGGAUGGUCCUGCAAUAUCUUACAACGCCCAGACAACAUUAAAAAAUUUUUGCCAGUGGCAGCAAUCCCAGAACCACCCUGAAGGGAGUCACCUUCAGCACGACACGGCCGUCCUUGUCACCAGACAGGAUAUUUGUAGAGCGCAUGACAAGUGUGAUACUCUGGGUCUGGCAGAGCUGGGCACUGUCUGUGACCCCUACAGGAGCUGUUCAAUUAGUGAAGAUAACGGACUGAGCACUGCGUUCACAAUAGCACAUGAACUUGGCCAUGUGUUUAACAUGCCACACGAUGACAAUCACAAGUGCAAAGAAGAUGGAGGAAAAAAUCAACAGCACGUUAUGGCACCGACGCUGAACUUCUACACCAAUCCCUGGAUGUGGUCAAAAUGCAGUAGAAAAUACAUCACUGAGUUUCUGGACACUGGUUACGGGGAGUGUUUGCUUGAUGAACCUUCAUCAAGAACUUACGCCUUGCCUCAGCAGCUUCCCGGGCUGAUUUAUGAUGUCAAUAAGCAAUGCGAGUUAAUUUUUGGACCUGGAUCCCAAGUGUGUCCCUACAUGCAGAUGCAGUGCCGGCGACUUUGGUGCAUUAACAUUGACGGCGCGCACAAAGGAUGUCGUACCCAGCACACACCCUGGGCUGAUGGGACAGAAUGUGAGCCUGGAAAGCACUGCCGCUUUGGGAUGUGCGUGCCCAAGGAGCGAGAAGCGCCGGUGGUGGAUGGAGCCUGGGGGACCUGGAGCCCUUUUGGGACAUGCUCGAGAACCUGCGGCGGCGGCAUCAAGACGGCCAUACGGGAAUGCAACCGGCCCGAGCCUAAAAACGGUGGGAAAUACUGCGUGGGGCGCCGAAUGAAAUUUAAGUCCUGCAACACCGAGCCCUGCUCGAAGCUGAAGAAGGAUUUCCGAGACGAGCAGUGCGCUGACUUCGACGGGAAGCACUUCAACAUCAACGGGCUGCCCACCAACGUGCGCUGGGUGCCCAAAUACAGCGGCAUCCUGAUGAAGGAUCGGUGCAAGCUGUUCUGCCGUGUGGCGGGGAACACAGCAUAUUACCAGCUGCGGGACCGCGUCAUUGACGGGACGCCCUGUGGCCCCGACACCAACGAUAUCUGCGUGCAGGGCCUCUGCCGGCAAGCUGGAUGUGAUCAUGUGCUGAAUUCAAAAGCGAGAAGAGAUAAAUGUGGUGUUUGUGGUGGGGAUAAUUCUUCAUGCAAAACUGUUGCGGGCACAUUUAACACGGUGCAUUAUGGCUAUAACGUUGUGGUCCGCAUCCCAGCUGGUGCAACAAAUAUUGAUGUGCGUCAGCACAGUUACUCAGGGAAACCAGAGGAUGACAACUAUCUGGCCUUAUCUAACAGUCAAGGAGACUUUAUAUUAAAUGGAGACUUUGUCGUCAGUAUGUUUAAAAGGGAAAUCAAAGUUGGGAAUGCUGUGAUCGAAUACAGCGGAUCGGAUAAUACUGUUGAAAGGAUUAAUUCUACAGAUCGGAUUGAGCAAGAAAUAACACUUCAGGUUUUAUCAGUGGGCAAUUUGUACAAUCCUGAUGUUCGUUACACUUUUAAUAUCCCCAUUGAAGACAAACCUCAGCAGUUUUACUGGAAUGCCUAUGGCCCCUGGCAGCCCUGCAGUAAGCUCUGCCAAGGAGAACGAAAAAGGAAACCUGUGUGUACAAGAGAGUCAGACCAGCUCACGGUGUCAGACCAAAGAUGUGAUCGAAUUCCCCAGCCUGACCCGAUAACUGAGCCUUGUGGCACGGAGUGUGAAUUAAGGUGGCACAUCGCGAGGAGGAGCGAGUGCACGGCGCAGUGCGGACUGGGGUACCGCACCCUGGAGAUCUACUGCUCCAAGUACAACAGGCUGGAGGGGAAGACGGAGAAGGUCGACGACCGCUUCUGCAGCAGCCAGCCCAAGCCGAGCACGAGGGAGAAGUGCACAGGAGACUGUAAUGUGGGAGGGUGGCGGUACUCCGCCUGGACCGAGUGCUCCAAGAGCUGCGGCGGGGGCACGCGGAGGCGGCGGGCCAUGUGCGUCAACACCUACAACGACGUCCUGGACGACAGCAAGUGCAGUCAGCAGGAGAAGCUGACGGUGCAGCGCUGCAGCGACUUCUUGUGCCCCCAGUGGAAAACUGGCGACUGGUCCGAGUGCCUGGUCACCUGUGGGAAAGGGCACAAACAUCGCCAGACCUGGUGCCAGUUUGGAGAAGAUCGGUUAAACGACAGGUUUUGUGACCCCGAAACGAAGCCGGAGUCGGUGCAGACGUGCCAGCAGCAGGAGUGUGCGGCGUGGCAAGUGGGGCCCUGGGGCCAGUGCACAGUGACCUGUGGCCAAGGCUACCAGAUGAGAGCGGUGAAGUGUGUCUUGGGCACCUACGUGUCAGUGGUGGAUGACAAUGAGUGCAAUGCUGCAACCAGGCCAACAGACACCCAGGACUGUGAGAUAGCAGCUUGUCCUCCCCAUCCAAACAGUCCCGAAGCCAAGAGAUCCCUAUCAGGCAUUCACAGGACUCAGUGGAGAUUUGGAUCCUGGACACCGUGCUCCGCAACGUGUGGGAAAGGGACGCGGAUGAGAUACGUCAGCUGUCGGGAUGACCAGGGCUCGGUGGCCGACGAGUCCGCUUGUUUCCACCUGCCGAAGCCGUCAGCCACAGAAAUGUGCACCGUGACACCAUGUGGGCAGUGGAAGGCCUUGGAGUGGAGCUCUUGCUCGGUGACUUGUGGUCAAGGUAAGGCAACGCGACAAGUGAUCUGCGUCAAUUACAGUGACCAGCUGGUGGACAGGAGUGAGUGCGAUCCAGACGACCUCCCUGCCACCGAGCAAGACUGCUCCAUGUCUCCUUGUCAUCCAAACAGCCAUGACUACGGCAGGCCCAUCCACCCUUUCCUCUAUCCCGAUCAUCGCCUGAAACUGCACCCUGGAGGCAGCCCCAACCGAAACCGUGCACAUAUACCGGGAGGCAAUCAGUGGAGAAUCGGUCCCUGGGGUGCUUGUUCUAGCACGUGUGCGGGGGGGUUCCAGCGGCGGGUCGUGGUGUGCCAGGAUGAAAACGGAUACACUGCGAAUAACUGCGAUGAGAAAACCAAACCCAUGGAGCAGAGAUCGUGCGAGUCCGGUCCCUGUCCUCAGUGGGCUUACGGCAACUGGGGAGAGUGCACAAAGCCAUGUGGGGCAGGGACAAGAACACGGCUCGUGGUGUGUCAGCGCCCCAACGGAGAAAGGUUUACGGAUCUGAGCUGCGAAAUCCUUGACAAGCCACCGGACAGAGAGCAGUGCAAUGUGCAGGACUGUCCUAGAGAUGCUGCCUGGAGCGCUGGUCCUUGGAGCUCGUGUUCUGUCUCCUGUGGAAGGGGCCAAAAGCACCGCACUGUGUACUGUUUGACAAAGGAAGGGAGGCAUAUAGAAGAAGAUUAUUGCAAGCACCUUGCUAAGCCCAAUGUGCAAAAGAAAUGCAGAGGGGGCAGAUGUCCGAAGUGGAAAUCGGGAGAUUGGGGACAGUGCUCGGUGUCCUGCGGCCGCGGCGUCCAGCGGCGCUCCGUGCACUGCCACGGCGGCUCCCCGGCAGCGGCCGAGGCGGCAGCGUGCGACCCAGCGAGCCGGCCUCCGUCGCAGCGGGACUGUCACCUCCCCGAGUGCCCCACGCACCGCUGGGCAGCGGGUGAAUGGCAAGCGUGCGUGAAGACGUGCGGUGAGGCGUCUCGGUACCGCAAGGUGGUCUGCAUGGACGAGAGCAAGCAGGAGCAGAGCAGCGCCUACUGCGAUGCCAGCAAACGGCCCCCCGAGAUUGAGAGCUGCCAGCUGCCGCCCUGCGAGUACGUCUGGAUUACCGGGGAGUGGUCGGAGUGCUCCGUGACGUGCGGCAAGGGCUACAGGCAGCGCCUGGUGUCGUGCAGCGAGAUUUACACCGGCAAGGACCACUACGAGUACGGGUACCAGAACACGGUCAACUGUCCCGGCACGCAGCCGCCCAACAUCCAGCCCUGCUACCUCGGCGAGUGCCCCGUCUCGGCCUCGUGGCGUGUUGGCAACUGGGGAAGCUGCUCUGUGACCUGUGGAGUUGGAGUCAUGCACCGGUCGGUGCAGUGCUUGACAAAUGAUGACCAGCUCAGCAGCUUGUGCCACGUGGAUUUGAAACCCGAAGAGAGGAGGAUGUGUCACAACGUCCAUGACUGUGAAUUACCAAGGAGUUGCAAAGAUGUUAAAAAUCUCAAAGGUGUCACCGACGAUGGUGAAUAUUUCCUUAAAGUCAAAGGGAAGACAUUAAAGGUGUAUUGUUCUGGGAUGCAGACUGACAGCCCAAAGGAGUAUGUGACCCUUGUAAAUGGGGAUGCAGAGAAUUUUUCAGAAGUGUAUGGAUACAGAUUGCAUAACCCGACUGAGUGUCCGUAUAACGGGAGCAGACGAGAAGACUGCCAGUGUAGGAAAGAUUACACAGCAGCUGGGUUUUCCACCUUCAGCAAAGUAAGGCUGGACCUGAACACUAUGCAAAUAAUAACAACUGAUUUACAGUUUGCACGGACACAUGAUGGACGACCUGUUCCUUAUGCCACUGCUGGGGACUGCUACAGCGCAGCCAAAUGCCCGCAGGGUCGCUUCAGCAUAGACCUGUACGGGACAGGCCUGUCCUUAAUGGGAACAGCGAAGUGGCUCUCGCAAGGGAAUUACGCAGUGUCGGAAAUUCAGAAAUCCCCAGAUGGUACCAAAGUAGUAGGAAAAUGCGGUGGUUACUGUGGGAAGUGUACUCCAUCGUCUGGAACAGGCCUCGAUGUCCAGGUGUUAUAGCAAUGGUUGUCUGGGAGCAGCCCGCGGAGACGAGAUGGAUGAAGGAUAGCGAUGCAAUACCUCUGCCUUCCACUUUUUUUUAUCUGUUUAUGUGUGUAUAUAGAUCGCAUAUUC
Messenger RNA from Cygnus atratus (black swan), 5931 nucleotides. RefSeq names its product ADAM metallopeptidase with thrombospondin type 1 motif 9 (gene ADAMTS9). NCBI's taxonomy places the organism in Eukaryota, Metazoa, Chordata, Aves, Anseriformes, Anatidae. The coding region runs from base 1 to 5817 and encodes 1938 amino acids. The transcript is spliced from 40 exons. Gene Ontology annotation, cellular component: extracellular matrix. The record is from RefSeq and is a predicted model, not a curated record. Gene Ontology annotation, biological process: extracellular matrix organization; proteolysis. Gene Ontology annotation, molecular function: metalloendopeptidase activity; zinc ion binding.